Messenger RNA from Loa loa (African eye worm), 1433 nucleotides. RefSeq lists its product as hypothetical. The record is from RefSeq and is a predicted model, not a curated record. Gene Ontology annotation, molecular function: structural constituent of ribosome. Gene Ontology annotation, biological process: translation. The coding region runs from base 116 to 715 and encodes 199 amino acids. Lineage: Eukaryota; Metazoa; Nematoda; Chromadorea; Rhabditida; Onchocercidae. The transcript is spliced from 2 exons. Gene Ontology annotation, cellular component: mitochondrial large ribosomal subunit.
UUAAAACAUGCGUUUGGAUCAGUUUGGCAAGAGUGGAUCAGAGACAAAUUCAUUUUUUGUUUUGACGGGAGGUUGCCUGCCUUUUUCGAAUAAAUGAACCAAGAAGGUUUAGGAAAUGCAGCAUUACAUACGUCUGUCCACUUCAAAGUGUCAGCUCAAGACAAUAAUAUUGCGAUGUUUUCACGAUCGUUGCGCUGUUCCACGAGUUGUGGACGAUCCAGAAGGAAAGAUGCAUCCAAUAACGGAUGCUGGGUAUAAAUAUCGUUACCAUCGACCAGGUGUUGACCCGUUGCCGCGAAUACCGAAUUGCAAGGUACCAGUACACAAGCCUGAUUAUAAAGUACGCGAUUGCUGGUCUGCGGCACAAGCAAGGUUUGGUGAAAAUGAUUAUAUCGAUUUAUUAGGUGAUGGUAGUAUUCACCCAGCUCAGCUGCAGUACCAUGUUCCAGCAUGGCUUCGUGGUUUUCCAGGUCAACAUCGAGCCAACGAAUUGGUGAAGCUGAUUCAUUUUCGUAAUUUGCAUAAGGAGAAAAUGCAAAUUAAUUCACCUCGACGGUGGUAUGAUCUGCAGAAACGAAUUAAAUAUUUGCUUCAGAAACAUAAUUACUACAAGCAGGAUGAGCUGAGGGAUGAACGAUAUCUUGGAUUAUGGGAGGAAAAACCGGACUAUUUCUACAAGGACAAAUCUAGAAGGAGCUAUCAGGACCUCGUUUGAUGUCCUUUUUUUUGUGUACCUCUUCUGUUUCUUGCAAGUCGAAUAAAACUGUAGUGAGGGAAGUUUGCAUGGAUAGGAUAGUUAGUCCUUCAUACACAAACUAUAUCUAGCACCAUAUCAAGUGCAGUACUCUCCAAGUUAAGAAGGAAGUACUGUGCUGUGACUUUUAGCCGUAAACCUGUAUUUGCAUGCUGUUGGAAACUUAUAAUCCUAUCUUCGAGGAAGUCUUACUUCUUAUUUUAAAUUGAUACCUGUCCGUUCAAACUGAUAUCUAUGUCAUUUCCGAUGUAACGACAAUAAAUUUCCUUGAUUCAGUCUGGUCUUUUCAAAGAAAACUAAUUUCAUAAUAAUUUAUGUUAAUAUAUCUUUCAGGGCUGACUUCGCUGCUGUGAUACAAGAUUUAAUCCUAAUUUAGUUCUAAUGCAGAGCAUCAUAAUGCUUCAUUUAGUGGUAGUUUAUAAUGCUGACGAAUUUUCCUUCUUUCAUCUAUUUUUCGUUUAAUAGUUUUGGAUCGGUUUGGUCUCAAAGAAAAACAGGCUCUACGAUGGGACAAAGAAGAACUUGAAGCUUUUCUGUCGCGGAGUAUCUCGAGAUGUCUGAGACAUUAUACUUCAUUUAAAUAAUUGUUGUUUUUUAAGUACAGCGACAAAUAAGUUUCAUUUCAUUUCUAUUUUUAUGAUCUUCCAUGUACUUUGCUGUGUAUAUUCGUUGCGUGAAG